AACAGAAAGGCUGUUGAGGGAAGAAAUAUAAUUUGAUCAAACUUGGGGGCUCAUAUUACAAGAAUAGUAUACCAACCGAAAAAAGAAAUCAAACUAUGAAUAUGUCUUGGUUUAAGACAAAAUAUUGCUACUUAAGUAACAAGACUUCUCAUUCUAAGGUUCCUAUCAUCAUUUUCUUCUCUACACAAUACAAUAUGCCAGUUUCAUCUCCAUGGAAUCGAAGGUUCAAAGGUUCCUUCAUAAAACCAACAAUUCUAGCUUUCAUAACUUCAACUUUGAUAAUAUUUUACAUUUUGUCUACCUCAAGACUUCUCCUACAUCUUCAUCAAACUCGGAUUCACGUAAAAGCGCCAUUAAAUUCUUCUAAUUUGAAGAGUUCUUCAUUACCCAAAUUAAGAGUUUUUGUUGAUCAUCAUCAUAAUAUGCCAAAAGAAGAUGAUGAAACUGUAACUCUUUUAAUAGCAAAUAUUAGCAGUCUGCCUUUGCCAGAGCCAUUUCCCAUUGCUAACGAAGAGAUUCAUUUAACUGAACAAGAGAUUCAACUCGGUUCAUCAAGAGACAAAUUGGUUCAGAAGAAAGAUGUGUUUCAUGACAAGGAUCUCUUCGAGGAAGAAUACAAGGAAAUGAAUAGAACACUAAAAAUAUAUGUGUAUCCCCACAAGAAGAAUGACCCUUUUGCAAAUGUUUUACUACCAGUUGACCAUGAACCAUCAGGGAAUUAUGCAAGUGAGAGUUAUUUCAAGAAAGCCCUUUAUAAAAGCCAUUUCAUCACAAAUGACCCCAAAGAAGCUGACCUUUUUUAUCUUCCAUUUUCUAUAGCAAGUUUGAGAAAUGACAAGAGGGUAGGGGUUGGUGGGAUCCAAAAUUUUGUCAAAAAUUAUGUUGUUGAGAUUAGUGAAAAAUACCCGUAUUGGAAUAGGUCAGGAGGGGCUGACCAUUUCUAUGUUGCUUGUCAUUCUGUUGGAAGGUCGGCAAUGGAGAAAGCUAUUCAUGUGAAGUUAAAUGCUAUCCAAGUGGUUUGCUCUUCAAGUUACUUCCUAUCUGGUUAUGUUGCUCAUAAGGAUGCUUCCAUUCCUCAAAUUUGGCCUAGAAAAGGAGUGCACCCUACAAAUGGUCCUUCAAAGAGGAAAAAGCUAGCUUUCUUCGCCGGAGCAAUGAACUCCAGAGUACGUGAAAACCUGGUCCAAGUAUGGAAAAACGAUUCCGAGAUCAUCGUUCACCGCGGCCGGAUGAAAACACCGUACUCAGAUGCCUUGUUGGGCAGCAAAUACUGCAUUCAUGCUAAAGGUUUUGAGAUCAACACUGCCCGAAUUGGUGACGCCCUUUACUAUGGUUGUGUUCCAGUCAUAUUGGCUGACCAUUAUGAUCUCCCCUACGCUGACACUCUCAACUGGGAAAGUUUCUCCGUCGUUGUUUCAUCUCUUGAUAUUCCAAAACUGAAGCAAAUUCUUGAAGAAAUAGAGUACGAUCAAUACGUGAAGCUUCAAAAGAAUGUAAUGCAGGUGCAGAAGCAUUUUCAGUGGAACUCUUUUUCCAAAGACUUUGAUGUUUUUCAUAUGAUUAUGUAUGAGUUGUGGAUUCGAAGAAGCCAUUUGAGACAAAUCUACUGAGAAAUCUCUAGGAGGAGAAAAUAAAUAAAUUUUCAUCUUUUCAACGUACGAACCACGAGAAUUGUUGGUAUUGUAAAAUGUUUUACUAUAUCUUUGUAGAUAAAACAUAUAUAGGUAGAGAAUUGUUCUAGUAUUAUUGAUGUUGUGUUUUUAGCUAUUAUAGC
Lycium ferocissimum is the source of this 1774-nucleotide messenger RNA. Its product is annotated as probable glycosyltransferase At5g03795. Gene Ontology annotation, molecular function: glycosyltransferase activity. The coding region runs from base 96 to 1610 and encodes 504 amino acids. The transcript is spliced from 3 exons. Lineage: Eukaryota; Viridiplantae; Streptophyta; Magnoliopsida; Solanales; Solanaceae. The record is from RefSeq and is a predicted model, not a curated record.